Molecule: messenger RNA, 2678 nt
Organism: Misgurnus anguillicaudatus (oriental weatherfish)
Lineage: Eukaryota; Metazoa; Chordata; Actinopteri; Cypriniformes; Cobitidae
Product: T-box transcription factor TBX1-A
Biological process (GO): positive regulation of DNA-templated transcription; cell fate specification; regulation of transcription by RNA polymerase II
Cellular component (GO): chromatin; nucleus
Molecular function (GO): DNA-binding transcription factor activity, RNA polymerase II-specific; RNA polymerase II cis-regulatory region sequence-specific DNA binding
Source: RefSeq, a predicted model, not a curated record
GUAACAAUUGACUUCCAUAGUAGGAAUAAAAAAAUAUGAUGGAAUUUAAUUGUUAUCGACGUCAACUGUGUGCUUACCAUCAUUUAUCAAAAUAUUUUCUUCAUCAUUUAUCACAAUACUUCCAAAAUAUUUUAUUCCUACUAUGGAAGUCAAUGGUCACUUUCUGCUGUGUUUACCAUCAUUUCUCAAAAUAUCUUCUUUUAUGUUUAUCAGAAAAAAAGAAAUUUAUACAGGUUUAAAACAACAUGAGGAUGAGGAAAUGAUGACAGAAUUUUCAUUUUAAAGUGAACCAUCCCUUUAAACGGUGCAAAUAUUUUUACAUUGUACGCUUUAGGAUCUUUUUAAACGUACAAAAAGUUUUGUGUUUUUGAAAGUUAGGUAUUAAUAAUACGUAUUAACAGUGAGACCAGGCUGAAAAAACAGAUCCAAGUAAAAAUGCUCCAGAAAUGUAAUAAACAGAUCCAUCUUGACUGUUUGGCAGGACCUUAAGGCAGAAGUCAAAGUUGAUACAGUAGUACACAUGAGGAUCAAAGGUCAUCACUAAGACUUCACAGCAGGUCGUGCAUCAGAACAAUGGUGGUAAAAGUCCAAUUAGCUCUGUGUUGAGUGUUGCAGAUGUGAUACUGGAGCGUUAGAUCAAUUAUUGCCACGGAGCAACCGAUUCUCCUUUCCUCAGUCAAUAAUGUUGGGUGAUGUGUAUGUAAUUAACAAAUACUUGAGUUUAAUACAGAGUAAGUUUGUGGGUCAGGGGUUGUGAGUGAGUGAAAUGGAUGAGGUGUUGAAAAACUGAAUCGUAGGGUCUCAGAGAUGAUAUAAAGCCAGGACGGCACUGUCCCAACUCAGAAACGUUCAGAUCUCUUCGGAAGACACAGCUGGACCGGGUUAUCUAUGUGUAGCAGUAUUAUGAAUGCGUCUGACUUAUCACAGACCUGUACUGUGGCCCUGCCGUGUACUACAGACAAUGAGCGGUCAUGUGCCAAAGCCCCUGAAAUCGCCAGUGUCCGAGUUCAGCUGGAAAUGCAGAGCUUGUGGCAGCAAUUUGACCAACUGGGCACAGAAAUGAUCGUGACAAAGGCUGGAAGAAGGAUGUUUCCUACAUUUCAAGUCCACAUCUCAGGCAUGGACCCAGCAGCAGAAUAUGUUCUCCUAAUGGACUUUAUUCCUGUGGAUGACAAACGAUACAGGUAUGCUUUCCACAGCUCCUCCUGGUUGGUAGCUGGACGUGGAGAUGUAGCGGCACCUGGUCGAGUUCACUUUCACCCGGAUUCACCGGCACGGGGAGCACAGUGGGUGAAGCAGACCGUCUCGUUCGACCGCCUUAAACUCACCAACAACUUGCUGGAUGAUAAUGGCCACGUAAGAAGAAACACAAACAAAUACUUGCAAAAAUGUGAGAGUUCCUGCAGAGAGUCAAACACACGUGCUUGUAUCCAGAUGAUCCUGAACUCCAUGCACCGGUACCAGCCACGGCUCCACGUGGUCUUGGUUGACAAGAGCCGAAACAGCCAGCAAUCCGCUCACCGCAACUUCUGCACGUUCACCUUUCCAGAGACCCGCUUCAUCGCAGUCACUGCCUACCAGAACCACAGGAUUACCCAGCUGAAGAUUGCCUGCAAUCCUUUUGCAAAAGGCUUUCGUACAGCAGAGCCUGAAAGCAGCAGGUCCACUAAUAACUCCAGACUUGAAUCUGCUCAGCUGUCUUUGCCGUGGAACCUGCGCGAGGAAGCCACCAUGAGAGGCACUGUUCGUGACGAUCAGAUGAUACGAGAUGAACAGCAUCUUAAUCGUUAUUCAAAUUUUCAUGAUCCAGGCCUACAGACAGCAUUUCCUGAAUCACAGCUGUCAUAUGAUGAGGGGAUGGACUGCAGCUCAGGCAGGAAGGAUAGAGAAUCACAUGAUUAUUUCUACACUGGCCCUAUGUUCUUCACAUUGCCCUGUCAGUGGGACAGUUUGGGCAGAUCUGAGAGAAGUCUGACUGGUUAACAGAAAAACUUUUGUUCACUUAAAGUACAUUUAGGGUGUUUUCAGACCUGUAGAUCGAUUGCUUUGUUCUGAAACAAAUGGCUACAAUGUUGCAAUUUUAUGUUGGUUCGCUUUGCAUUCACAAGGGAAUAUUUGCAAACAAACCAGACUUUGUUAAUACAAGUCACGUGCAAGUAAACUCUCCUUUAAUAUCCAUAUAUUUUCCGUGAUUCCGCUCAAAGUUAUCCGUCAGGAUUGACAAACACUUUUUUGGUAACUGUGGUUAUAAUACUUCAUUAUUUGGAGCAGGAAUCAAAACUUAGGUGGGGCAAAAUUCUUACCAUGUACCUAUUGCGGAGACGGGCAAUUAAAAGACGUUUUAUAAGGAACAGGUGCGCUUUGGUUUUGAAUGGCGUUGACGUGCUCAACAGAACCCUAAUGGUUAAAAAAGCAGUAAGAUAGCCUGUUCAUUGGUCCGUUGAGUCGGAUUGCUUUCACACUUAUACUGAAGUGCUCCAGAGUUCGUUUUCAAUAGGUCUUAUGCCCAGCUGCACUACUUCCUGAACGUCAGCCAGCUCCUUGUUUCCUGUCUGCCAUUAUUGGACAAACUGAUUAAUUCAGGUGUGCCUGACCUCAGUAGUCACAAACAAACUGACAAAUCCAGGUAUGCCUGACCUCAGUAGUCACAACAACAAUAAUCAGACACACCUGGAUUA